CAGAGGUCGAUGAGCAGCGGGAGCUGCUUCGUCAGUGCUCAGAAGAUUGGUUGCUCUUCGCUUUGUGCGUGUAUUCUGUAAUGUGUAUCACAGAGUACGUAUGUGCCAUCUAGUACCACCUGCCCAGUACACAGUGCAAUACAAAUCAAACGAUAGACAAUAAUGCAGAUUCUAGCCAUGAAAGACGACAUCAUCUAUCUGGUCCUGCUAGGAUCGUGCAUCGGAUUCGGUCAAUUCUACCGCAAAGUUCAGGAAUCCGACCAGAAGAAAUGGAUCGGAACUGCAUUUGGACUACUCGUGGUGCUCACAGCGUCCGGCUUUCACACGUUGCAUAUGCUGUUCUGUUAUCUGGUGUCAGCUCUUAUCAUAAUUUACUUUAACCGCAAGAAAUGUCACCUCAUUAGUUUUGCCUUCAUGUUUGGGUACUUAUUCUUCUUCCGAUCGGUUACGUAUUUAGGCUUGGAGGCACCACCAGGUCACUCCAAUAUGAUUCUGAUGAUUCUCACUUUGAAGUUGGUAGGAUUGGCAUUCGAAGUCAAUACAGCCCAUCUCAAGGCGGUUGCCAUUGGGGAAUCAAAGAAAAGCGAAGAUGACAAACCUUUGCAGGGUCUGACCGAAAACGAAAAAGCUCUCCUAAACUUGGAUAUGCUGGAUAUCUUUCAUUAUAGUUUCAAUUACGUUGGUAUUUUAACCGGGCCGUAUUUCACGUACAAGACGUUUCGAGACGCAAUCUAUUUGCCGUUCAGUGCCAAGGCAAACUGCAUCGAACAUACGCUGGAGAAGCUUAAGGUCGUUCCCCUUUAUGCUGGAUUAUUUCUGUUAAUCUCCUACAUUUGGCCAUUGGAUUAUGCCACAUCUACUGAGUUUUACGAGGAACGUUCGUUCAUCUAUCGUUUGAUGUACGUUUGGCCGACAUUCUUCAUUUUCCGCAUGCGUAUCUAUACUGGAAUUAUGCUGAGCGAAUGCGUCUGCACGAUGGCUGGAUUUGGCGCCUACCCGAAGGUGUGCGAAAAUAAAGCCGGACACGGCCCGAGUAAAAAUUGUUCUGAUAUGAUUAGCAAUGCUGAUGAUCAUGAAUAUGAUUUCGAGACAAUACGCAACAUCGACGUAGUUAAUACGGAGAAAUGUUGGACCUUCCGGGAGGCGAUGAAAUACUGGAACAUGUGUGUCCAGUAUUGGAUGGCCAUGUACGUGUACAAGCGGUUCCCCAGCAAAAAAUACCGAACGGCGGCAACUCUGGCUGUAUCUGCCCUAUGGCACGGCGUUUAUGCUGGUUACUAUUUCUGCAUCUUUGCGGCACCGUUUUAUCUCCCCGUCGAGGAUUUGUACGUCAAACUAUUCAUCAAAGAUGCCACCGGAACAAAGCGGCAGGUGUUGAAUGUAAUUUGCUGGAUCUCGAAGUUUUUCGCCUUUUCCUACAUGGGAAUUGCGUUCCUGCUGUUGACCAUUGAGAAGAUUUGGUUCUACUAUGGAUCGGUAUAUCACUUUGCGUACAUUAUGUGGGUGGUGUUGUACGGAGCGGGUAUUAUGGUUGCUAAGGACAGAAAAGCCAAGGCCAGAAGAGCGGAAAAGGCACAGCAAAGUGCGGAGAAUUAGCUCGAGUUGUUCCAGUUUGACAGCCUGCAUGCAGCUGCAACGACCUGGAUGGGUAGUAACUGAAUCGAAUCUAUCGCCGUCAUGAAAGUUUUGUCAGUAAGCAUAAAGUAGACGACAUUUGCAUUUUGAUAUUUGGAAUUUGGGCUCGCAGUGAUUAACUAUCGCUAUUAAUAGUGUUACUAACAAAUGUUUAAUAUAAAACAGAGAUUGUAUUUAUAGACAUUACAUAGUACAUUCACCAUCAUGAUAUUGUUCGCUUGUUGUAGAUACUUACAUAAAUACUAAACACUUGU
This is a messenger RNA of Ochlerotatus camptorhynchus, 1889 nucleotides long. RefSeq names its product farjavit (gene frj). Gene Ontology annotation, cellular component: mitochondria-associated endoplasmic reticulum membrane contact site; membrane. Gene Ontology annotation, biological process: lipid modification; phosphatidylinositol biosynthetic process. Gene Ontology annotation, molecular function: lysophospholipid acyltransferase activity. Lineage: Eukaryota; Metazoa; Arthropoda; Insecta; Diptera; Culicidae. The transcript is spliced from 5 exons. Bases 163 to 1596 code for a protein of 477 amino acids. The record is from RefSeq and is a predicted model, not a curated record.